AUGGGUGAUGAUAAUGGGACAACAGUGACUGAAUUUAUUUUGUUGGGAUUCUCACAUUUGGGGAUCUAUAAGCUCCCUCUCUUUGGGGGAGUGCUCUUUAUCUACCUGGUCACCCUGUUGGGCAACUCCCUGAUCAUCACCCUCACCCUGCUUGACUCAGCCCUAGGCACCCCCAUGUACUUCUUCCUCAGACACCUUUCUAUUUUAGAGAUUCUCUACACAACAACCAUUGUGCCUAGGAUGCUGAGUGAUCUCCUCUCCUCACAUCCUGUCAUCUCUCCUGCCAGCUGCUUCAUCCAGAUGUAUUUCUUUGCCCUCUUUGGAGGUACUGAAUGCUGUCUGCUCUGUGCCAUGGCUUAUGACCGUUUUGCUGCCAUUUGUCGGCCCCUGCACUAUGCCACACAGAUGAACAGGCAGGUAUGUGUGGGUAUGGUGGGUACUUCCUAUCUAAUGGGCAUCAUGACAGGCAGCACUGAUGCCCUAGUCAUUUUUACUUUGCCUUUCCAUGGUACCAACAUCAUUCAUCACUACUUUUGUGAUGUUUUACCUGUUGUAAAGUUGGCAAGUGGAGACACAUUCUGGGCUGAGGUUGGAAAUUUUAUUGUUUCCUUCCUCUUUAUAAUUGCCCCCUUUGUACUGAUCAUAUUUUCCUAUGCUCGCAUUGUUAUUACCAUACUUGGGUUAGCUUCUGCUCAGGGACGCCAAAAAGUCUUCUCUACUUGCUCUUCCCACCUACUUGUUGUCCUCCUCUUCUAUGGAACUGCUUCCAUUGCCUACAUGAGACCUGGAACCAAUGCUAAUCAGGACAUGGAUCAAAUCAUCUCCCUUUUCUACACAGUUGUAACCCCCAUGUUCAAUCCUUUUAUCUAUACCCUGAGGAACAAGGAGGUGAUGGGAGCUCUGCGGCGAAAGCUAACAAAACACCUUUGA
This is a messenger RNA of Monodelphis domestica (gray short-tailed opossum), 930 nucleotides long. Its product is annotated as olfactory receptor 10P22-like. Gene Ontology annotation, biological process: G protein-coupled receptor signaling pathway. Gene Ontology annotation, cellular component: membrane. Gene Ontology annotation, molecular function: G protein-coupled receptor activity; olfactory receptor activity. The record is from RefSeq and is a predicted model, not a curated record. NCBI's taxonomy places the organism in Eukaryota, Metazoa, Chordata, Mammalia, Didelphimorphia, Didelphidae.